Molecule: messenger RNA, 2570 nt
Organism: Myxocyprinus asiaticus (Chinese sucker)
Lineage: Eukaryota; Metazoa; Chordata; Actinopteri; Cypriniformes; Catostomidae
Gene: amdhd2
Product: amidohydrolase domain containing 2
Exons: 14
Coding region: 219-1433 (404 amino acids)
Biological process (GO): N-acetylglucosamine catabolic process
Molecular function (GO): N-acetylglucosamine-6-phosphate deacetylase activity
Source: RefSeq, a predicted model, not a curated record
UUGGCGCGCGGACUGAACCAGAGUAUGUGAAUUAACGUAGGUGGAGCUCAAGGUCACACCGAAUGAUGACGUGGACCAAUGGCAGUAAGAAGGUGUUUAGGAGCCGGAAAUAUAUCGGGGCCUUAAGACGCCAGUGGUUAAAUCCAUGUCUUCAGAAGUGAUAUGAUAGGUGUGGGUGAGAAACAGAUCAAAAUGGUGUGUUUAAUCGUGAGGGUGACAUGCCGUCCAAUAAGAGUGUCUCGGAUGCCCAGAUCACACAGUUUGUGAACUGCAGGAUCCUGAAAGACCACAGGCUGCAAAGGGAAGAUCUGUGGGUUCGGGAGGGCAAGAUUCUGAACCCAGAGAAACUGUUCUUCGAUGAGGAGGGUUUUGCAGAUCAUAAAGUUGACUGCAGGAAUAAAAUCAUUGCACCCGGGUUCAUAGACGUACAGAUAAAUGGUGGAUAUGGCAUAGACUUCUCCCAGGCCAGCAGUGACAUCAGAGGGGGCGUGGCUGUGGUGGCCAAAAAGAUUCUAGAACAAGGUGUCACGUCCUUCUGCCCGACCCUCGUCACAUCUCCUCCAAACAUAUACCAUCAGGUCAUCCCACAGAUCAGAGUUCAGGAUGGAGGACCCGAAGGGGCUGGAGUUUUAGGUGUUCACCUGGAGGGGCCAUUUAUAAGUGUAGAGAAGAGAGGCGCGCACCCUCCUCAGUUCCUCCGCACUUUUAAAGCAGGGGGUGUUGCCGACCUGAUGGAGACCUAUGGGCACCUGGAGAAUGUCGCCAUGGUGACACUUGCACCAGAACUGGCCAAUAGUGGAGCAGCAAUUCGUGAGCUGGCAGGACGAGGCAUAGCAGUGUCAGUAGGUCACUCUAUGGCUGAUCUCUCUCAGGCUGAAGAGGCCGUGCAGAACGGAGCCUCAUUCAUCACGCACUUAUUUAAUGCCAUGUUGCCUUUUCAUCAUCGGGACCCAGGUAUUGUAGGAUUGCUUACAAGCGAUCGCAUACCACCCAGACAGACAGUUUAUUAUGGUAUGAUUGCAGACGGGAUACACACACACCCUGCUGCACUGCGCAUCGCACACAGAGCUCAUCCUGCAGGUUUGGUGUUGGUAACUGACGCUGUGACAGCGAUGGGCCUCCCACCUGGUCGACACACACUCGGACAGCAGCAGAUAGACAUCCAGGGGCUUCAUGCCUACGUUGCAGGCACUACCACUUUGAGUGGCAGCAUUGCUACGAUGGACAUGUGUGUAAGACACUUUAGAGAGGCAUCAGGUUGUACAGUAGAAGCUGCAUUAGAAGCGGCAUCACUGCAUCCUGCACAGCUGCUGGGUGUCAGUCACAGGAAGGGAACACUGGAAUACGGCUCAGAUGCGGAUUUUGUAGUGCUUGAUGACUCACUGACAGUCAGAGAAACCUACAUUGCCGGACAGCAGCUCUGGAGGAAGUGACAUCAUCUAGAGGACUGUCUUCUGAUUGGACGGAUAGAGAAGCCGUUUCAACCACAUUUCCAAACACAUUAUCACCGUCUCUUUUCAGGGGUGAUAGUAUUUCUGAAUACAGUGUGCCCUUCCCAAACCCUUAUUUUUUUACUUCAUUGAUUGAUUCCUGUGUAAAAAGACAAACUCAUUUAUACAAGCACUAUUAUGACAUACUGUAUGUUCAUGAAGCUGCUGAAUAUAUGUGUCGGGACAAGAGCCAGAAUCAUUGUAAUUACAUACUGUGCCUAUGGAUUAUGAGUGUUACUUCAAAGCUCAGGAUGUGGAACAGAAAUCUCAAGUCUCAAGGGUCCAAUUAUUUCAGGAAAAACAAACAUUUUAUUGCAUCCAAUCAGAUGUGGAAAUGGCAAUUUAAUUAAAAAUGUAACUGAUUACAGUAAAAUGUACAUCAUGUUCUUUUCAAUAUCAGUGUCUUUGUGUGUCUAUAAAGAUUCUUGAUUUUUAUAAAUGUAUUUUUAGUACAAUGAAAACAUUUUGCUUUAGUGAUACAAAAUGUGUUGCUUCUUUAGGCAUCUGAAAGAGAAAGAUGUAUUCAUCAUUUUAUCUAACCUUCGUCCUGAAUCAAGCAUCUGUUUAGUUCAGUAAAACAGAGCUGCUUUUAAACCAGACACAAUAUGCCUACAAAACUCAACUUUAUUUUAAAAUGUAAAAAUUCAUUUUUAAAAAAAAUUCACGUAAAAAUUUACGUUUAAUUUACAAUUUUCAGAUUCUUUCAUUGAAAGGAGCUUUUUUACCAAAAAAGUGUUCAAGUCAAUGGAAGGAUGGCAGACUAGACUUCUUUGUCUUGCUGUUGGUCUUCUGAGCAAAUGUUCUGAUUGGUCCAUCAGGUAAACAGAGAUGUGCCAUGACAUCAGUCAUCAAUCCAGAAAAAUUGAAAUAAAGACGCUGGGUUUUUUUAAACAUUUUGUGUGAAAAAGAUGCAUGCCACCAACGAUCUGGAAAAUACAGCAACUACACAAACACAUGCACACAGUUAAAUCUCUGAUUUAUUAAUACUUGAUUCUGACUGGUCAAUCAAAGCAUUCUAUGGUCAAAUAUUUUUGCAUAAUGACUGUUAAACUGUUUAAUAAUAAAAAAUAAUCAAUUUCA